AUGGCAGGCGGGGGUGGCCUGAAGGCCAACGAGAAUAAUCCCAACCUUGUCAACGACAUGGGGUCGGGCAUUAGGCCAACGGGGAGCGGGGGUGGGUUGUCGGAGGCCAAGAUGGAAAUGAUGGAGAUGGACGCGGCGGCGCUGCUGCUUCCACAGGUGGACGUGCGAGACAUGAGGCUGACGACGACAUCGCCGGCGGGGUCGGUGGAAUCGGACUUCUGGGGUGAGGGCGAGGGCGAUGACGUCAUGGAAAACGACGGCUUUGAUCCAAUGGAGGCAGCACACGCGGCUGUCGACAGGAACGAUGCAUGCGGGCAGCACAUGCAGCCGUCGACAGAUGGGGACACUAGAUUGUUGGAGGACCUGCUUCUGGACGGCCUGGGGCUCCGUCAUAUGGAGGCGGGGCCGUCAGGGGGGGUGGUGGCAGCGACGGCUGGCGCGGGGGACCGAGGAGCCUCGCGCUCUAGCUCGAGACGAGGAGCAGCUGCUGGUGCUGUUGCUGCUGCCCAAAGUCGACCCGCCAAGGCAAGCGGUGGUGGUGGUAUCCUGAGCAAUUGCGCUCUGGACGACUUCCCCGCUACCCCCGCUACCAACAAGAACGCCUCUGACACCGACAAGCCGGGCACCAAGGCCAAGGGCGACCACGGUACCGGUGCCGGUGGUAGGGCUAGCGGCGGCGGCGGCGGCGGCGGUACCGGUGGCAGGAAGAACCGUCUCUCUCCGGGCUCGGCGUCGUCGUCGGCAUCGUCUACCCCGCUGUCGGUGCUCUCGUCGAACUCCAGCACGCCUCGGAGCGCCGGGGAUGGUUCCCAAACGUCCCUUGGUUCGAUCGCCGCCAUGACCCUGAACCCGUCGCUGUGGAAGCUGGUGGAGCGAGGAGAGACGUGUCCGUUUCCGGACUGCGCGUUUACGGUGGCCUUUUUCGAGCGAAAGGAGGCUAGAAAGGCGGCAGCGGCGGCGGCGGCGGCGGGCGGGGGUGGGGGGGUGGGUGCGGGGGUACUGAAGGAGGAAGGGGAGGAGGAGAAGGACAAGGACAAGGAGAACAGGUCGCGGUGUAGGCACUUCCACACGCUCUGCGGCUGCAGGCACACUCGAGGGGUGCUCAAGGGACGCCUUUUUCAGGUCUGCGUCUAUGUGUAA
Molecule: messenger RNA, 1140 nt
Organism: Ectocarpus siliculosus
Lineage: Eukaryota; Phaeophyceae; Ectocarpales; Ectocarpaceae
Source: the annotation of a GenBank genome assembly